Molecule: messenger RNA, 906 nt
Organism: Prorocentrum cordatum
Lineage: Eukaryota; Dinophyceae; Prorocentrales; Prorocentraceae
Source: the annotation of a GenBank genome assembly
AUGGGGGAGCUGCCCAACGUCAUGACGUCAGGAGAGGCGCCCAGCUACGCGUCCUGGUUCUCGGACCCGGAGGUGGCCAGAACCUACACCCAGGCCCAGCACAACGGGUCCGUCGCGACGGCGAAGUACCUCGUGAAGAAGAAGCUCCAGCUCGGGGGCAUCACGGACAUGCUCGACGUUGGCGGAGGGUCUGGCGCCUUCUCCUACGUGUUCGUGGGGGCCACGCCCGGGCUGAAGUCCACGGUGCUCGAGCUGCCCGAGGUCUGCCGCACCGGGGAGGGCAUCCGGGCGCAGCAGCCAGAGGACGUGCGGAGCCGCGUGGGCUUCACCGAGCUCGACGCCACCAGCCCGAACUGGCCCGUCCGCGGCCCAGCGAGCGUGCCGACGGCGCGCGGUCCAGCGGAGCAAGGAGGGAGGGAGGAGGAGCGAGGAGCGAGGAGGAGUUUGGAGGAGGGGGCUGGAAGGGGGGGGGCGAGCAGGAGGGAGGGGGGGGGAGGAGGAGCGAGGAGCGAGGAGCAUGGAGGAGUCUGGAGGAGGGGGUUGGGAGGUGGGGUCUGGGAGGUGGGGGGGGGAGCGAGGAGGAGGGAGGAGGGAGGAGGAGCAGGAGGAACAGAGCGAGCCCGAGGUGCGUCGGCGAUGCUGCAGUUCACGCGUCCCUACAAGCCUGCCUCGUCACGAGAAGCGCCCCCCUUGGAAGACCAGCACAUUUGGGCCUGCCAUUUUGGCGAUGGCCCCGCUUUGAAAAGGAGCUGCCUUGUAUCCAGUUGCGCUGCCGCGCGAUUCCGCCACCGCGUUCGGGCGGGCGGGGGACGCAGGGGCCCCACGGAACCCCUUUUCCCCAGGCUUUACACUUACGGCCUUCUUCUGCCUGGAAGACCGAACACAAAGACUUGGCUACAAAAAUAA